AUGGCAUUCGUAUUUAAGGCCACCGGAAGGGAUUCCGGCCGACCGCAGACAUCCUCUUCCCCGUCUGCCGGCGCGAAGAAAGGCCUUUCCCCGCUCGGCAGCCCCGAGCAGCCCCCUGGCAGUGAAGCGCCUGUGUCUGCCCAGGCGACGAGUCGUCUCCGUUCCGCCGGCGCCACACCUACGCCCGCGUUAACCCCUCACAUGAAGCGCACUCCGUCCUCGUUGUCGGGCUCGCCGUUAGCGCCCAAGUAUGGCGAGGGAGCGUCAUCUAUUUUAACGGCCGCCGGUGGACGGGCCGGCAAUCCGUCAAGCACUGCAACACGCCGUGGAGGAGCCACUGGCGGCGGCGAUGGCGGCAUCCGCGGCUCCCCUUUGCCGUUCUCGCUGCGUCGACCCGCCCUGAGUGCAAGCGGUAGUGCGGGAGAUAGUCCGGGAGGAGAUGAUGGUGUUCCUUCCGGUGCUGGUGCUGGUGCUGGUGAUGGUGGUGGUGGUGGUGGUGGUGGUGGCUCGGAGAGGGACGGAAGUGGGACGACGGACAGCAGUGUGGGGAGUGGGAUACUCACCGCCGCCGAUAUUUUGGCAUAUCGCGCUACUAGUAGCUCAACGCGCAAAGGAUCGCUGCACGCCGGUCAGAGUCGCUCCGCGCACCGCCAGCGCCACGAAGACCAAAGUGCGCAUGGGCACUUGCCUCGACACCGCCAGCAGAAGUCGCUGGACGAUCGUGAGUCGCUUUCAUUCCGUCAGGGUUUCCGUCAUGGGCCGGGGCUAGGCGGGAGUCCCAGCAGCAAUCGCGUGGCGCAGCCUUCAAAAGAGGCAGCGGCCGCUAAGUCCGCCCACAGGCCCGCUGCCGUGGCGGCGACGACGGAUGCCGCGUCGAGUGCUGGUUCGGUGGCUUCUGACUCAUCCGACGUCAGCACCCGAGCCUCUGAGUCAGCCUCGGCCAGUCGUCGUGGCGGCCAUGCGAGCCCGCGUGCGAAGCCGAUGGACGCUCGUCACAACUCGUCGUCGUCGCUAUGGAGGUCACCAUCCGCGUCGUUCCCCUCCCCCCCUUCUGCAUCUGCUGCCGCCGCGUCAGCAGGCGCGAAGUCAAGAGGCGAGGCGGGCGCGUCGCCGUUGUCAGCAAGAGCGCCGCAGCAAGCGGCAGCCCGCGCCAUGAUGCUGCGACGGUCACGUAGCUUCUCCACGUUCUCGCGGCCCCCUGCUACCGGUGCGCCUGCUACGACCGGCGCGAUUGCUGGAGCUAGUUCCGCGGACGGCAGCAACAGUGGCGCUCAUUCCGCGUGCAGCAGCGCUGUUUCCGCGUGCGCCUCUGGCGGUAAACGGAACGAGAGGGAUGGCGGAGGCGGAAGCACGAGCACGAGCAACAAGCUGCUUCGAAGCCACAGCGUCGAGGGCAGCUGCGACGUGGGCGGCGAGAGUGCGGGCGAUAGCAACGCGCUGUUUGGUCGGGCGGGAGGUGCGAGCAGCAAGAGCAGCAGAGUCAAGGGGGCCCGUUCGCGAUACUGUCAUCCUCGAUACGCGCAACAGCACCAUCUCGACGCGCCGUCGUCGGCUGGCAGUGCAGCCUCGGCGCGCCGAGCGGGAGCGGCGUGGAACGUGGUGGACGCGCAGAUGGCGGAUUGGGGCUUGCUGGCAGGAAUUGGGGCCACGGGUGAUGCUCCUCGCGCGGAUUCUGGUCCUGCUGCUUCUGCUCGCACAGCUCGUAGCGCUCGCGCGGGUUCUGGAGCGAGUGAGCGCAGCGGCUCUACUCCUACUGGGAGCCGCCCCGCGCUCUCGAGGUCGCGAUCGGGAUUGAGUACGGCGGUGUUUCGCCGACUGUCGUUCUCGUGCGAGGGCGACGAGGCGACUGGCGAGGAGUGCGGGCUGGUCACCGAGAGUCACAGUGAGGAGGAGCAGGAAGGGGAGGGUACGGGAGGAGGCAGUGCGAGGACGACCGCACUUGCUGCUUCGGAUUAUGAUGAGCUUUAUGGGACGGGAAGGGUGGCGCGAGGCGACAUGGCGUCGCGCGGGCUGGACUGCCGGUGGUGGGACAAGAUCCGAGACGAGCUCGACGCACUCCGCGCGUUGGUGGAGGAAUCCGCGAGCACUGCGGCCCGCUCGCACCCAGCUGCCACCACUGCAGCUACUGCCGCUCCUCCACAAGCAUCACCUGGGCAGGAUCAUCGUCAGUCCCCGCGCUUACGUCGAGGCAUGUUGAAACCAAGCACGAAGGGGGACGAGCAAGCACCACUGCUUGCAGCCGACGCUGGCGGUGGUGCGGUGCUUGCGUGGCUGGGGCAUGCGAGGCGCGAACUGGAGAGCAUUGUUGGAGGGCGAGGGGGGGGAUGUGGCGUGGAGUGCGGUGAUGGAGAACAUGCGCAGCGUGAUGGAAUGCUACAGAAAUUGAAGUCGCAGGAGCGUUGCGUCGCCGGCAGCAGCAGUGAUACUUCAGACAACUCCUCUUGUACCAGUGCCAACAGCAGCUCCUUUGGUGGAACCACCGACACUGCCGUGACGGAGAAUGACGCUGACGCCCUUGGUGAAGCAGGGGAGCUUGGCGAAUGUUCGGAGGCCGACAUUUUUAGUCUCCUUGCGACACAGUCGAAUCAGUUCAUCCGUCUGCCAGCCUUCUCCUGGGACGCCCUUGCUGAAGGGCCCUCUGGUGUCGUCCUGGGGAGACGGGCCAUUCGCAUUCAGCAGCAGCGCAGCCACACACACACGAAUUGUCAGUAUCUCUUGCCACAACAACCUGGGUGGCAGCAUCAAGAUGAGCAGCAGCAGCAGCAGCAGCAGUGGCGCCAGCAGAAUAGGGGAAUCACUAUCCUGGAAAGGCGAGGAGUUGGUCACUGUUCGCUUGGAGGUUUGUUUUUCGUGGAGACAGAUCCGGGUGAGGAGAGGCAGGCUGACAUUGAAUUCGCGAGUACCUGCAGCAGCAGUGCCAGCAGCAGCAGCAGCAGCAGUGGUAGAAGCGAGGCUGGUAAUGAUGGCCCUUGGCUCUUGAGAAUUCCUGAGGACUCUCUGCAUAAGUCCCCUGCAUGCUACCCAGCAGAGACAGCAACAGAGGCUGCAGCAGGCGAGACUAAGGAAGGAGCGGUGGAAGCAGCAGAAGGUGCAGCAGGCGGCAGUGAGUCAGUGGACGCCGCCAGCUUACAGCAGGCCACACUCCCUGCCAGGAGCAUUACAGAAGACACUGCUCCACACGCCCAAGCACACCUCCCUGCGCCUGUGCCUCCUGCUCUGCGUACCCCAGCGGCACUGCCAUCGGCAGGGGGGUGGCUGGGCCGGCCCAGAGGGAAGCCAAGCGGUGCUGGCUUGAUUGGUGCGAGGGCAGCGGGAGGAGGAGGGAAAAGAGCCGGGGAGGUGGUUCUUUUAGGGAGGGGGAAAGAGGAGCACCUGGAGAACCAUAUGGUGAGGUUCUGGGCGCGGGAGAGGGGGUACCUACACAUGCUGGGCCUGCCAUCGUCGCACCAAG
Closterium sp. Naga37s-1 is the source of this 3451-nucleotide messenger RNA. The record is from the annotation of a GenBank genome assembly. NCBI's taxonomy places the organism in Eukaryota, Viridiplantae, Streptophyta, Zygnematophyceae, Desmidiales, Closteriaceae.